Molecule: messenger RNA, 1826 nt
Organism: Baudoinia panamericana UAMH 10762
Lineage: Eukaryota; Fungi; Ascomycota; Dothideomycetes; Mycosphaerellales; Teratosphaeriaceae
Exons: 2
Coding region: 70-1791 (573 amino acids)
Cellular component (GO): nucleus
Molecular function (GO): protein binding
Source: RefSeq, a predicted model, not a curated record
CAGCAAUUCGGAGCACCACGCCGAGCGCAUACACAGAGGCAGUCAUACGAUCUUCGAGCAGACACAGCCAUGCAAUACUCUCCUCAGCCCGCUGCUGUCUACCAGGAGCUGGCAUAUACUGCCAAUGCUCCACCUGCGUUCAGUCUCCAGCAGGCCACACCACAUGCUUCGCAACCCUCGAGCGUAGUGCCUUCUAAUGUACCCAAUACACUUCAACCUGGUGGAACCUCAAGACCCGGCCCAUCAUCGGCCUACACUGCACCGACCACGGUGCCGACCAUGCAGUCGCAACCGCAGCGGUCCGGUACUUUGCACAGUCACUCGAGGAGCAGUCCGUCUGGUAUGGACAAUGGUGCCUCGCAAAGAUACGUCCCGUUCAACCAGACUCCGACGCAGACACCGAAUAUAUCCAACCCAAAGGCAUAUAACAUUUCACACACGCACACUCCGGCUGGACCGUCGCACAGUCCGCUCAAUCUCACGGACAUACGUUCCCGUGCCGUUAGUGACGCCAAUGAGAGUGUAGGUGGACCAGGGUCAAUGCUCGCGUACUCAGAUGCUCCCACCAAUUCAAACUACUUGGCACCAUUCCCAACAUAUGCAUACGAUUGGUGUAAAUGGCCGGUAAUGGGUGCUGGCAGCGCUGGCAAGAUGGCCAUUGGGAGCUACCUAGAAGAUCCGCACAACUUCAUACAGAUACUGGACACGCAUAUAAUACCUCAAGAGGUAACCGUACCAGGUACACCACCAUACGGGCUGGAGUACUCAAAGGUAGCAGAAGCCACCUGCGCAUACCCUGUUACACGGAUAUUGUGGGAGCCGCCUAGCUCGCAGAAGACGAGUACGGACUUACUAGCGACAAGUGGUGACCAUCUGCGGCUAUGGAGCCUACCGCAACCAUCCACACCGCACUCGAGUAACAUCAACCGCAGCGCAACGGCAAAUUUGCGAGACCCUGCGCCGCAGAAACUGCAGCCCUUGGCACUGUUGUCCAAUAGCAAGACGCCUGAGCAUACCGCGCCCUUGACAUCUUUGGAUUGGAACACGCUCUCACCGAAGCUAAUCAUUACUUCGUCCAUCGACACGACCUGCACCAUCUGGGAUAUACCGACCUUGACCGCCAAAACACAGCUGAUUGCGCACGAUAAGGAGGUAUUCGACGUACGAUUUUGUGCUGGUUCCGUGGAUGUCUUCGUCUCGUGUGGCGCAGAUGGUAGUGUUCGCAUGUUCGACUUGCGAAGUCUAGAGCACUCGACCAUCAUCUAUGAGCCGGCGGAGAAGACGGACAAGCCCACAUCACCAUCGGCAUCGUCACCAACAAAGGGCCAAGGUCAAACCAUGCAAACGGCGCCGCCCUUGCUCCGCCUUGCAGCAUCUCCGCAUGAUGCACAUUUGCUCGCCACUUUCGCCUCCGAAAGCAACCUCGUUCGUAUCCUGGACGUUCGACAACCGGGCACAGCUCUCUUGGAGCUGCGCGGCCAUCAAGGGAACCUUAACAGCGUUGAAUGGAACCCCAGCCGAAGAGGCAUGCUUGCAUCAGGCGCAGACGACUCGCUAGUCUUGACUUGGGACCUCCUCAAUUCCUCUAACCAGGCUGCCAUCCCCGCGCUUAACGGAAGCGGCAUGGUGAGCGCCGCCGGAGAAGUGCAAGGUAAGGGACCGUCGGCCAGCUGGCGGUGCGAUUACGAAGUUGGGAAUGUCAGCUGGGCGCCGCAAAGUGCGCUUACGGCGCAAGGCGGUGACUGGCUCGGUGUCUGCGCUGGUCGUGGCAUAUGGGGCGUCAAGUUGUAGGGAUGCAAGUCAGGUGGGGACGGGUUUGGCGCGGU